GUGAGCACUCUGGCACCGAAGGAAAUAGCGGCCAGUGUAGCGAAGACCAAAUCUGAAAAGAAGGCCGGAGGUGGAGCGGGCGGAAAGCGGCGAUAAAUAGCGCGAGAGCACUUUCCACCCCCUGACGGAGCGAUCAUGUCCCACAAGAAGCUCAAGGGCGGUCACAUGGCCAUCAUCGAGAACUGGUACCAUCAGAUACCGGCCUUCACGGACGUGUUCACUGAGGAAAGCUUCUACAUGUUCGUCGUCUGUUUCGUGCUGGCCACUAUCGCCGUCGUAUUUGUAUUGUCCCGGUUUAUAACGCUCAAGCCCGUCGAUUAGUGCUGUUAUGGUGAUUUCUGAUAGGAAUUAGGGAUGAAUGUUGAUUUAUAAAAGUAGCUCUUGAUAAAGCAAGACC
This is a messenger RNA of Anopheles nili, 397 nucleotides long. RefSeq lists its product as uncharacterized. The transcript has a single exon. NCBI's taxonomy places the organism in Eukaryota, Metazoa, Arthropoda, Insecta, Diptera, Culicidae. The record is from RefSeq and is a predicted model, not a curated record. Bases 136 to 321 code for a protein of 61 amino acids.